UUUCGUAGGUUUUCUUUAAUGGUAUUACAAAGGAGUUCAUUGUCAAGCUUAGUUUUCCAAUUUACAGUCAUACUAAUGUCAAUUGUAGAGUUUUGCACUUCCUAUCAAGGCAGUGAUACACAUGUGUCUUUUUUUUGUUUUAUUCAGUUGUUGAACGUCACCAGGAAAGAAAGAUGGCAGCAAGACAACCUGAUGUCACAGUUCAAUCUGUGUUGGGUAAGAUCAGUCGACAUCAUCUGGAAUGUCCCAUUUGCAAAGACCGUUUCACUGAGCCUAAGGUACUUGACUGUCUGCACAGUUUUUGUCAGGAAUGUCUCAAAGAAGUCAAACAGAGUCAACGUUCACAAGAUCAAAAGCUUGUGUGUCCUCUCUGCAGAUUAGAAACCAUACUAAAGGGAGACGUUUCUGAUUUGCCAAGUGACUUCAAACUGACCGCCUUGGUGGAUGAGGUCAACGUCUACGAAAAGCUACUUGAGGGUCAAAGGUCAGACAUUAAAUGUCAAGCCUGUGAUGAAGAGAAUCAGGCUGUGUCAAGAUGCAUGGACUGUGAUCAUUUUCUCUGCAAAGAAUGCCAAGUGGCACACAGGCGUUUUUCUUCAAUGAAAUCACAUCAAAUCUACACACUGGCCCAGCUUCAAUCAGGAGAGGUAACUUACAAGAGUAAGAUUAGAGAGUACACUCCAAAAUGUGGCAAGCAUUCCGAUCAAAAUCUCACUAUUUACUGCAACACAUGUGAAAAGUUGGUAUGCACAACUUGUGCUAUUGUAGACCAUGAGAAACACUCUCGUGUUGAUCUACCAGAAGCUGUCGAUAAGUGCAAACAAGAUGUUGCUAGAAUGUCUGUACAAGCUGAACAGAACAAAGCAAAACUGAAAACAGACAUAAGUGAAGUAGAUGACAAGGACAGAAAGCUGAAGGCCAUGUAUGCAGACACCACCAAGAAAAUCUCCAGUAAGGCUGACAAGGAGGUAGCUAGAAUUGAAGAGGAGAUUGCAAGGAUCAGAGAGGAAGAGCGGAAACUGAAGCAAGAGGCAGACACCAUCUUCAAUGACAGAGCCAAGCCAUUGAAAACUCUUCUUGCCACAAACAGCAGUCGUCUAACCAAGACUGAGAAAAAAGUGGAUGAGGUUACACACUUUGUGACUCUAGAAAGUUGCUAUGAGAUUCUGGAUUUCAAGCCUAAACUCAUGAAUAAGUUGGAAGAAUCGAUUGAAGAACAAACUGAUGACGGGCUGGACAGUUUGUCCCCCAUUAUGGACUUUGAGGAAGGCACUGGGAUGUCACUUGGGAGACUUGUGCUGGAAAAUACACAAAUACCUAGCUCACAGGGACCCGUAAAAUGGGAGCUAAAAAGACAGAAAAAGGCAUCUGAACUGAAAAACAAAUUAUUUCUUGGCAAUGUUGAUGGAAUUGCAGCAUUCUCUAACAAUGAAGUUAUUGCAUUAGUCAUGCGGCAUAAGAUGCUUAUCACUUUCUCAACUGACCUCCAGUCUGGUGCAAAAGAACUCAAACUUCCAGGUCUUAAUAAACCAACCCAUGUUUCAGUUAACAGGGAUGAUGAGAUCAUUGUUCUUGACAAACCUGCUGUCAAGAUCUUCAAGAAGGGUGAGCAGUCCUGCUUCCAUCACGAUCAGUUCCUACCAGGUGGGGAGACAGGCAGCAACCCAACCUGCCUUGCAGUGGAUGGUGGGGAUGUGAUAGCAGUGGGAUAUGAGGAAGAAGAAGAGAUCUCACUGCACAAGAGAGAUGGAUCCCUCAUCAGGAGAAUACCUGCUCCAAAGAUUGGAUCAAAAUUGACAAUCUAUAGGCAGCAGCUUUUCUACCUUCAUACAGGAAUCUCUGACAAGCUUGCACUCACAUCAAUUGACAGCCAUGGUAGCAAGGUCUUUUCAUUUGAUAUUCCAUGUAAUUUUUUGGAAAAAUCUGUCUGGAAAGCUAAUUGUUUGUGUUGUGACAAAGAUGGCAACAUCUAUGUAGUUUUACAAGGGUUGGGUACUUUGGUUUAUUCAUCACAACGUGUAAUUAAGCAUUUCAGUCAUGAUGGACGGUACAUUGGCGAUAUCAUCAAUGAACGUGGUUUUAUUACACGUCACAUCACAUGUACACCAGCCAGAGAGCUGGUUUUGGCAAGUAAUAGGGGUAGUGUUAAAGUCUAUCACCAAGUGUAAAUUGACAAUGAAUGUCAAAAUAACAACACAAAGAACUCAUACAAACAAUAGCCAUUUCUUCCAAACAUACAGUUUACAAAUUAUUCGAGAUUAUGUGUGCCAUUGUAUCAA
Molecule: messenger RNA, 2279 nt
Organism: Patiria miniata (bat star)
Lineage: Eukaryota; Metazoa; Echinodermata; Asteroidea; Valvatida; Asterinidae
Product: E3 ubiquitin-protein ligase TRIM71-like
Exons: 1
Coding region: 174-2168 (664 amino acids)
Biological process (GO): positive regulation of DNA-templated transcription
Cellular component (GO): chromatin; nucleoplasm
Molecular function (GO): zinc ion binding; ubiquitin-protein transferase activity
Source: RefSeq, a predicted model, not a curated record